AUUUAUACGAGACGCCAUUUUGGGAACGCCCACUUAUAUCCUGGGUUAGGUCUCGUGAUACCUACCGCCUUGUGUUAGUAGUCAGCGGUUAGCAUAGCCAGCGUCUUGUUUUGUAAAAGCCAUGUCAUUCAGCUAGUUAAAAGACUAAAAAAACAUUUGCGAAAUAAUCUCAGCGACCAUUUAAGAUGUUGUCUCGUUUACUGAAGGAGCACCAGGCGAAGCAAAAUGAGCGAAAGGAGCUGCAGGAGAGACGCAGGCGUGAAGCCAUUGCUGCAGCCACCUGUCUGACAGAAGCCCUGGUAGACCACCUCAAUGUUGGAGUUGCCCAGGCAUAUGUAAACCAGCGUAAGCUCGACCAUGAGGUGAAGACUCUCCAGGUGCAAGCGAGCCAGUUCUCCAAACAAACUGCCCAGUGGAUCAGUAUGGUGGAGGGUUUCAAUCAGGCCCUAAAGGAAAUUGGGGAUGUGGAGAACUGGGCCCGCAGCAUUGAGAUGGACAUGAGGACUAUCGCAUCAGCUCUGGAGUAUGUGCACAAGGGUCAACUUCAGUCUGCCUCCUCAUAAAACCUAUUGGUGGGAUGUUUACGGCUGACACUAAAUACUUUGGAAAGGAAUCCACAAGACUCCUGUGGGCUAAGACGCAAGCAGCAAUGCCUCUUCUUGUCUGCCUGCCCCGCUGAGCGGGCUAAUGCUGAUGGUUAUUUUGUUUCGGAAAAGUGUUGAAAGUCAUUUCACACACCUGCAUCACUGCUUGAGAGCAACAACGUCCACCAGUGCUAGCACGUAAUAAUGCCGGAGUUCAAAAUCAAACAUGUGUGUGUGCAAAAUUAAAUAGAUUCAACAUCUAUUUAGUAGCGACCUCAGUUAAAACAUAACAUUUCAGUGAUUGUGGAAUUGGGGAAGAAGCUGUAUCAAUGUUUUUUUUUUUUUAAAGAUCUCAUAUGAAAUCACCUGCUUGUAAUACCUUUAGGGGGCCUCAUUCCUUGUCUGUUACCCCUAAAAGCGUUUGAUAUUAAGGCUUCUUUUCAGCACCUGAUACCUGAACUUUAUGUUUUAUAUGCUUCUGCAUGGUGAUGACUGACACUGUUUGUUGCCAGACAAGUUAAUUUAAAAUGUUGUUACCACUUACUGAUGGAACAUUAUUUUUAAUAAAGUUAAUAAUGCACUGGUAUUUUUUUUUCUUGUGUAACGAGGCAAAAUGAAAAGACAGCUGAAGUAUGACUGCAUGUCAGGCUUCACAUCAGCUGCGUUCUGAGAAGAAAUCAAAAAUUAGGAAAAGUAAACCUUUGCAUAAGAACCUCAUGAUGCUCAAGGGGCACUUUUAGCAGGUUUCUUAAACAGCUAUACUUCUUUUUGGUAGUAAAAUACUUGCUGAUCGAGGAUUGUUUUGAUGGCUUAUGGAUUAUGAUCAAUGCAAAAGGGGAGGGCAGUACACCAGAUUCCAAAGUAAUAACGUGAAUCAAGAGCUUAGAAUUUAGGUGUAACCCACAGAAGACAAUCUAUAAAUGUGUACCAUGAUCCAUGAAUGUUUCACUAUGUACUUUCUUAUUUGUGCUGUGUAAAGUCAUACCAACAAAAAGACUUACAGACUUACAAAUUACUGCACCUCACAUUUGUUGAA
Molecule: messenger RNA, 1620 nt
Organism: Acanthopagrus latus (yellowfin seabream)
Lineage: Eukaryota; Metazoa; Chordata; Actinopteri; Spariformes; Sparidae
Gene: bloc1s1
Product: biogenesis of lysosomal organelles complex-1, subunit 1
Exons: 4
Coding region: 186-563 (125 amino acids)
Biological process (GO): endosomal transport
Cellular component (GO): BLOC-1 complex
Source: RefSeq, a predicted model, not a curated record